AUGCACAUCUAUAUUUCUGUCUGUUUUUCUUUUUCUCUCCUUCCUUCCUUCCUUCCUUCCUUCCUUCCUUCCUUCCUUCCUUCGUUCCUUAUUUCCUUCAGUCCUUCCUUCCUUAUUUCCUUCAUUCCUUCCUUCCUACCUUCCUUUCUUCUUCUUUCCUUCCUUCCUUAUUUCCUUUCUUUCUUUUUUUCUUUCUUUCCUCCUUAUUUCUUUCCUUCCUUCCUUUCUUUCUUACUUCCUUCCUUCCUUCCUUAUUUCCUUCAUUCCUUUCUUAUUUCCUUCCUUCCUUUCUUAUUUACUUCCUUCCUUCCUUCAUUCCUUUCUUAUUUCCUUCCUUCCUUCCUACCUUCCUUUCUUUCUUCCUUCGUUCCUUCCUUAUUUCCUUUCUUUCUUUCUUUCUUUCUUUCUUCUUUUCUUCCUUCUUUUCUUUCUUCCUUCCUUCCUUUCUUAUUUCCUUCCUUCCUUAUUUCCUUUCUUUCUUUCUUUCUUUCUUUCUUUCUUAUUUACUUCCUUCCUUAUUUCCUUUCUUUCUUUCUUUCUUUCUUUCUUAUUUCCUUCCUUCCUUUCUUUCUUCCUUCCUUCCUUCCUUCCUUAUUUCCUCCAUUCCUUCCUUCCUUCUUUCCUUCCUUCCUUCUUUCCUUCCUUCCUUCCUUCCUUCCUUCCUUCCUUCCUUCCUUCCUUCCUUCCUUCCUUAUUUCUUUACUUCCUUCCUUAUUUCCUUCUUUAAUUACUUCCUUCCUUCCUUCUUUAUUUCUUUACUUCCUUCCUUCCUUCCUUUUUCUUUCUUUCUUUUUUGCGCCCACUUCUUUCUUUCUUUACCUAACUUCGAAAUCGGAAUUUUCAUUAUUGAGGCUUAAAGUCCUAUCACCAAAAUACCAUCUGAAUUCAAAUAGCUACUUUCUUACAUAUCUAUCUAUCUAUCUAUCUAUCUAUCUAUCUAUCUAUCUAUCUAUCUAUCUAUCUAUCUCAGUUCACUUUAUCUCUUUCUCUCUCUCUCUCUCUCUCUCUCUCUCUCUCUCUAUCUAUCUAUCUAUCUAUCUAUCUAUCUAUCUAUCUAUCUAUCUUCAUUAUCAUUUGAUCAAUUUUAGGCUGCUAGACAAGUUUCUUCAUAAUCUAUCUAUCUAUCUAUCUAUCUAUCUAUCUAUCUAUCUAUCUAUCUAUCUAUCUCAGUCUGUUCGUAUCUAUCUAUCUAUCUCAGUCUGUUCGUAUCUAUCUAUCUAUCUAUCUAUCUAUCUAUCUAUCUAUCUAUCUAUCUAUCUAUGCUAUCAUUGUGUCUACAGAGAUGUACCAUUUGUCAUCUAUCUAUCUAUCUAUCUAUCUAUCUAUCUAUCUAUCUAUCUAUCUAUCUAUCUAUCUAUCUAG
Messenger RNA from Acanthosepion pharaonis, 1362 nucleotides. Lineage: Eukaryota; Metazoa; Mollusca; Cephalopoda; Sepiida; Sepiidae. The record is from the annotation of a GenBank genome assembly.